Symbiodinium natans is the source of this 300-nucleotide messenger RNA. The record is from the annotation of a GenBank genome assembly. NCBI's taxonomy places the organism in Eukaryota, Dinophyceae, Suessiales, Symbiodiniaceae.
AUGGAUACGACGGGCUCAGUGGGCGCUUUGGAGCAGGCGCUGGAGCGCAUGACCGGAGCUCUGCAGGUGGCCAAGCGGAGAGAGGAGCAGGCUGCGGCCCGACGCCGGGCGCGCGCUGAAACUGAGACGGCUCUCCGAAAGGACUGCGACGAUUGCAGGCAGCAGGCCGCCAGACUGUGGGCAGAGUCGCAGAGGCUCAUGAAGAUGCUUCAGGCCGAGAGCUCCCCGACGAGCUCUCCGAAGCCCCGAAAGGACCCGUGGCUCCAGCAAGUCGGUGCCCAGCCGAAAGAUACUUUCUGA